AUGAGUGGUCCAACGAUAACGGCUGAUAUCGUGUGGGUUAAGCGUGGUAUUUCUAAAAGUAUUCCUGAGAAGGUCAAGUUGACUGCAGAUGAAAUCAGACACCUUAUUCAAUGUGAGUCGAAUUUUGGGUCCUUUUGUGACUUUGAUUUAGCUGAUGAAGCAGAGUCAGAUACUGAAAUGGGAGAGAAGCAUUUUAAUGAAAUGUUAUUUUCCUUUCAUUUCUUUCAAACAUACAAAUCUAAGCUGUGGUGCUUUUCAUUCAGGAGAGUUACCAUGACUGGAAUUGCGAUGUAUGCUUCACCCCUUGAUGACCCUUAUAUCACAAAUCCAAUUGAUAGUGAUGCAGAAGAUAAGGAAGACUUUGAAAUAAAACCUGAUGACAACCUUGUUGCUGUUGCAAAAAUUAAUAAAGAUGAAUAUACACUUGAGGUUUAUAUUUAUAACGAAAAUGAUAAAGACUGGUAUGUACAUCACGAUUAUAUACUGGAUGCUCCACCACUUUGUCUAGAACAUCUGACAUACGAUCCUGGAGAACAAAACCACAAAGGCAGUUUCAUUGCUGUUGGUACAAUGAAACCUGUAAUAAAUAUAUGGGAUUUGGACGUAGUAAAUGCAGUUGAACCUGCACUUUCUCUUGGCGCUUCAUCUGGCAGGAGACGAAGGCGAGAUGGAAGUACACAAGCUCAUUCGGAUGCAGUGUUAAGUAUUUCGUGGAAUAGUAAUAGCGACCAUGUACUUGCUUCGGGAAGUGCUGAUGAGUCAGUUGUUCUCUGGGAUCUUGAUGAUGCCAAAGCAGCCACGAUAUUCCCUAACUGUGACGGCAAGGUACAAGCUGUGAAUUGGCAUCCAGGUGAAAUUUCUGUAUUGUUAUAUGGCACAAUUUCUGGAAAUAUUGCUUUGCGUGACUGUAGGCAAGGGACUUCCGCAUUACCCAGGCAUUGGAAAGUAGAUGGUGAAGUGGAACAAUUAUUAUGGGAUCACUUCAAUCCGUUCUACUUCUACGCCGUAACUAAUACAGGUGAACUAUAUUAUUGCGAUUCAAGAAGUACAAGCCCAUCGUACACAGUUAAUUGCCAUGAAGGAGGGAUUCACGGUGUUUCACAAAGUUACAGCGUUAAUGGUCUCAUCUGUACAUGUGGAGCUGACGAGAUGCUAAAGGUAUGGAAGGGUAGUCCAUCAGGACUGCAGAUGGUUCAUUCGCAGAAAUUGAAUUUUGGCGAGUUACAAUGCGUCAAGUUCUCACCUGAUUCUGGUCCUGUUGUGGCAGUUGGAGGCAGUAAGGAGGAGCUUGUUAAAGUAAUAUCUCUUGAUAGUUUUGAAGCUGUAAAAACUACUUUUUCUCCCUGA
Enterobius vermicularis (human pinworm) is the source of this 1347-nucleotide messenger RNA. Lineage: Eukaryota; Metazoa; Nematoda; Chromadorea; Rhabditida; Oxyuridae. The record is from the annotation of a GenBank genome assembly.